AUGACUACCGAUCAGACUGAUACCCCCGAGACCAUUCUCAGCCUGCGCAAGUCGCUUUGCGCCGAGUCAACUCCCCUCCCCGUGCGAUUCCGGGCCCUUUUCUCCCUCAAGCAUCUGGCCCGGCAUUCGACCGGCGCCGAAUCGAAGGCCGCAGUCGAUGCCAUUGCCGCUGCCCUCUCCUCCCCCUCCGCUUUGCUCAAGCACGAACUCGCGUACUGUCUGGGUCAGACGGGAAACAUGGAAGCAGUGGCCCCCUUGCAGAACGUUCUGAAGGACGUGAACGAGGACCCCAUGUGCCGGCACGAAGCCGCAGAGGCUCUGGGCGCGCUGGGAGAUGCCGGUAGCUUGGACUUGCUAAAGGAGUUCCGCGAUCGUGAGGGCGAGGAGGUUGUUGUCACGGAGACAUGCGAGAUUGCCAUUGACCGCAUUGAGUGGGAGAACUCGGAACAGCGCAAACAAGAGAAGCUGCGCCAGAGUGAUUUCGCCUCUAUCGAUCCUGCGCCUCCAAUGCCAGAGGAACAUAGAACGGUGGAGGAGCUUGGGAAGGAUCUGAUGAACACCAGUCUCCCACUGUUCAGGCGGUAUCGCGCCAUGUUCGCUCUGCGUGACCUUGCCUCCCCUCCUGAUCUCCCUACUGCUAUUCCGGCCGUCCAAGCCCUAGCGAGUGGAUUCGCUGAUAGCUCUGCACUCUUCCGGCACGAGAUUGCGUUCGUGUUUGGCCAGCUGUCUCACCCAGCAUCUAUCCCGGCACUUUCUAAAGCCCUGGCCAACCUAGAGGAGGCGAGUAUGGUGCGGCACGAAGCCGCAGAGGCGUUGGGAAGCCUCGGCGAAGAAGAGGGCGUCGAGGCAUUCCUCAAGCGCUUCCUGAACGACAAGGAGAAAGUGGUCCGGGAGAGUGUAAUCGUUGCACUCGAUAUGGCCGAGUAUGAACAGGGUGGAGAGGCUGAAUAUGCUUUGAUCCCAGAGGCGGCCGGUGCAUCGGCAUGA
This is a messenger RNA of Thyridium curvatum, 987 nucleotides long. RefSeq lists its product as uncharacterized. Bases 1 to 987 code for a protein of 328 amino acids. NCBI's taxonomy places the organism in Eukaryota, Fungi, Ascomycota, Sordariomycetes, Thyridiales, Thyridiaceae. The record is from RefSeq and is a predicted model, not a curated record. Gene Ontology annotation, biological process: peptidyl-hypusine biosynthetic process. The transcript has 2 exons. Gene Ontology annotation, molecular function: deoxyhypusine monooxygenase activity.